This is a messenger RNA of Cannabis sativa, 1876 nucleotides long. Its product is annotated as aspartic proteinase PCS1. Lineage: Eukaryota; Viridiplantae; Streptophyta; Magnoliopsida; Rosales; Cannabaceae. Gene Ontology annotation, molecular function: aspartic-type endopeptidase activity. Bases 226 to 1545 code for a protein of 439 amino acids. Gene Ontology annotation, biological process: proteolysis. The transcript has a single exon. The record is from RefSeq and is a predicted model, not a curated record.
AACUCAUCAAACAACAUUGUACGUACCAAAAGUGACAAAUGUCAUCUUGCCGUUGAUUGAAUUUGAACCCAUAAAUCUUUGGUUCUACUCUCGCUAGAUGGCUAGAUAGAUCUACCUCCUUCAAAUGCCAUUAUUUUCAUUUUCAUUUUCUUUACAUAAAAACCUGAACCUGGAACUAAACAUUUUCAUUUCAGAAGUUUUAUUCUUUUAUUACAAAGAUACCAAAUGAGAGAUUUCUUUUUCAGUUUAACGUUUUUCAUUGUUUGGUUCAUAACCCAGCUUUGCAUCUCUACCUCGACGAAGAACAGUGCUACUCCUCCCCCUCUUCUUCUCGCUUUGCCUCUCAAAACUCAACAAAUACCAUCUGGGUCUUUCCCCAGAUCACCCAAUAAGCUUCAUUUUCGCCACAAUGUCAGCUUGACUGUAUCUCUUACCGUGGGCUCGCCUCCACAGAAUGUUACCAUGGUCAUUGAUACAGGCAGUGAGCUCUCUUGGCUCAACUGUAAUAAAACAGAGAAGUUCCCAUUAACUUUCGACCCGACCCGCUCUUCAUCUUACUCUCCGGUUCAAUGUUCUUCGCCAACUUGUACGAACCGGACCCAAGACUUCACCAUCCCAGCUUCGUGUGACUCCAGAAACCUCUGCCACGCCACACUUUCCUACGCCGAUUUCUCCUCAUCCGAAGGAAACCUCGCCGCCGAUACUUUCCAUAUCGGAUCAUCCGAAAUACCGGGUUUGGUUUUCGGGUGUAUGGGCUCAAGCUUCAGCUCCAACUCCGAAGAGGACUCGAAGAACACCGGACUAAUGGGUAUGAACCUAGGUUCUCUUUCCUUCGUUUCCCAAAUGGCUUUCCCCAAAUUCUCGUACUGCAUUUCGGGUUCGGAUUUCUCAGGUCUACUACUUCUCGGCGACUCGUCCAAUUUCUCGUGGAUAUCGCCUUUAAAUUACACACCUCUAGUCAAAAUCUCGACGCCGCUACCGUACUUCGACCGGGUCGCUUACACCGUCCAGUUGAUCGGGAUAAAAGUAUCGGGUAAACUGUUGCAGAUACCAAAAUCCGUUUUCGAACCCGAUCAUACAGGGGCGGGUCAAACCAUGGUUGAUUCGGGCACACAGUUCACGUUCCUACUCGGCCCUGCUUACACUGCUCUAAGAGAAGCGUUUUUGAAGGAAACCACAGGCGUUUUGAGAGUCUUGGAAGAUUCGAAUUUUGUGUUUCAAGGAGCUAUGGAUUUGUGUUUCCGGGUCCCACUCGGUAACCCGAAACUGCCCCGAUUGCCCACCGUGAGCUUGGUUUUUGAAGGAGCUGAGAUGGUUGUGUCGGGUAAGAGCAUUCUUUAUCGGGUUCCGGGUGAAGUGAGGGAAAAUGAUUCGGUGCAUUGCUUCACAUUUGGGAACUCUGACCUGUUAGGUAUGGAAGCGUAUCUGAUUGGUCAUCACCAUCAGCAAAAUAUGUGGAUGGAAUUUGAUCUUCAUAAAUCAAGAAUCGGACUGGCCCAGACACAGUGUGAUAUGGCCUUUCAGAGAUUGAGUUUGGGCGCGUAGGAAACACGCUCCCAGUUUUGUACUAUUUUUUGACCGGGUUUGUUAGGUACGUGUUGUGAUGGCGCGUGUGAGAAAGGAUUAUCGUGUGGAGCAGUGUACCGUCCUUUACUGUGGCCCUGCGAGGAAGUUCGAGUUCACUGUUUAUUUACUUGAGCAACGGUGGAAGUCUGGACGAUGAAUAUAAUCGGGAUUUGGGAGGAUAUAUAUAAAUUUUAUUAUUAUUAUUAGGUAAAUUAAUUAUCAUUAAUAUAUGUUAUCUCUCUGUUAAUCGAUAUAUACAUUCUUAUGUUUUUAUUGUGUGCACAUCAGUUAUUACAAAGUUACAAUCUCA